Messenger RNA from Panonychus citri (citrus red mite), 4026 nucleotides. RefSeq lists its product as uncharacterized. The record is from RefSeq and is a predicted model, not a curated record. The coding region runs from base 136 to 3519 and encodes 1127 amino acids. The transcript has 3 exons. Lineage: Eukaryota; Metazoa; Arthropoda; Arachnida; Trombidiformes; Tetranychidae.
GAGAUUUUGUUUUCUAAAAAUCAAAACAAAUUGUUAAUUAAGAUGUUUCUUUUUGUCCUUUUGAUCAAUGAUUGAUAAACUUUAAUUAAUAUAAGUGUUAAUAUAGGUUGGACCAGACGCCUUGAGAAAAUUAUAAUGAUAACUCGAAGUCGCCGAGCUGCUUUAAAUUCAUCUUCUAAAUCAUCUUCAUCUUCAAAUUCAUCUUUCAACUCACCAUCAUCAACAUCUAAACAUAACAAUAAUAUCAACAAUAAUAAUGUUAUUCUCAAUAAUCCUGAUACAAUCAAUGGAAUUGGUUUAAAUUUUGAUCAUUGUAACAAUAGUAUUUUAAGACGAUCAUCAAGAAGAUUAACUACCAGUACCAAUGAAAAUUUUACCGGUUUAGUUAGUCAUGAUCAACAACCACCACCAAAUGGUAAUACAAUUGAAGAUAUUGUUAAAGAUGUUGUUGGAAAUAUUGUUGAUUAUGUUUCGGAACCAGGAUUAAAAGAAUCGUUAUCUUCAGCUGAUUGUCCGGCAUCUUUUUCAAACAAUAUAACUACAGGAAUACAAUCAAAAGAUUUAUCUUCUAGUUUUCUUCAUUGUAACGAAAGUUCAAUCUUCAAUCAGCAAUCAUCUCCAUCAUCUAAUAGUUAUUAUCCUGGUAAUGUUGAUUGUAAUGAAUUUGAUGAAAGUGAUUCUUGUAAUCAAAUUGAAGCAAUUACAUGUGAGGUAUUGGUUUUGAAAAGUCAAUGUGGUAAAUGGUUUUUUUUUCUAAUUUUAUUUUCUAUUUCUCUUUCUCUAGAUGUUGAUAUGUCCGAAGAUGAUUGUGGACGAUGUCCAGUUUGCGGACUUUAUGGUAGACUUGGUUUCGAAGGUCAUUUAGGUGAUAGAUUGGGAAAAGUCUGUUCCAAAACUUGUGUUGAUAAAUUACAAAUCAAUGGAAAAGCUUGUGUAUGUGUCGCUUGUGGUAAACGUAUUGCCUCAGAUUCUCAAGGAUAUUUGGCAAAUUUUGGAGCUGAAAGGUCAACCCUUUGCUCGGAAGAGUGUUUACUUAAAUUUGAGAGAGAAAAUGAGCCUUUGCAAAAAUGUUACAGUUGUAAAAAAGAAAUUCAAUCAAAAGAAGAUGGAAAUCUAUCAAUCUUCUAUUGGCAAACAAUGGAAUUUUGUUCUCCCGAAUGUAUUGAAAAUUUGCAACAAUUUUGGGGUAAAAAGUGUGCUAAUUGUGAUUGUCCGGUUCCCCAACAAUCACUGGGAAAAUAUUCUGUCCGAUUUGGAAAUGUAAUUAAACAAUUUUGUCAUGGUUCGUGUCUUGAGCAAUACAAGAAAGCAGUUAAAGUUUGUGCAUAUUGUCAAGUUAAUUUAUCCGGCUGCAUGUCAACUUGUACUUCGGUCACCGGAAGCUCCAGUACUAAGCGUAUUCGUGAAUUUUGUGAUCCCAUUUGCCGAUCACAUUAUCUUCAAAUGGUUUCACUUCGGAACAGUUCAACGAGUAACAUUGGUAACGGUGAAGGUGCUUUUUCCAGUCCCGCUGUUCAAUGUUGCCAAUGUUCCCGAAUAGUUGAGAAAAGUAGUUGCCUUGAUGUUAUUUUUCGAGGUAGAAAAUUUCUCAUCUGUAGUACUUUCUGUCUUUCCGCUUUCAAAUUUUCUUUCGAUGUAACCAAAAUAAUCUGUGAAAGUUGUUCCAAAUAUGGUUGGUCCUCAAGAUCGGCAAAUAUACUCCAUUAUUCGGGAUUCACGAAAAUCUUCUGCUCACGGAAAUGUCUUCAAAUGCAUGUUCUCAAAAUCCGUCGAAUUCAAUCAUGUUUAACCUGCAACGUGAAAAAGUAUAACUUUGACCUGGUGGAAAAAUAUGAUUCCAUCUCGGGUGAUUCGAAACUUUUCUGUUCAACCUUUUGUUAUUCCGCAUUUGAACAUUACGAAUCUCAAUCAAAGGUUAAAGACUCUAAAUCUUUCUGCGAUUGGUGUAGGAAACUUGCACGAUUACCAUUUCAUAUUCCCUCCCCUGAGAAAACAGUUAGAAAUUUUUGUACAUAUUCUUGUGUUCUUGCUCAUCAACGUCACGAAUCAUCUAGUGGACAAUUUGGUUUUGACAAUAUGAUCCAUCCAAGAUUAAACCAACAUGCAACCAAAUCAACUAUCCCAACCAGUGAUUCAACCUUUAAACAACCUGGGACCAGCUCUUCAAUUGAUUAUCGUCAAUCACAAUUAAACUUGGAUAAUAGAUUAUCAAAGUCAAAUUGUGGUUCCGAUCUGAUGAGAUCAACGGGUUUUCCAUCUUCAUCCCAAUCACCCCCAGUUCCAGCACCUUCACUACCAUCAUCACCCACUCUAUCACCCUCAAGAUCAUCAUCAUCAUCAUCAUCCUUUUCCCCAUCUUUACCAUUUGUAUCAUCUUUUUCAUCUAAUACAAUCAACGGUCUACAACGUUCAUACCCAACAAGGUCAAAAACAUUAUUAAAACAUGAUGGUAACGGUACUUCAUCAGCAACCUCAUCAACAAGACCUUUAACUCACCAUGAUCAUAAUUUAAACACCAAAUCAACUGUUCCAUCCCCAUUUUUUAAUAACAAUAAUUUAAGUAAGAAAGGUGAUAAUCGUUACAAUUCAAAUGAUUUAUCAUCUUCAACCGGAUUACAAUCACCAUCAACAUCUACCAAUCAUAAAAAUUUGGGACUUUCAUCACCAUACAUUUUAGAUGCUUCCUCUGUAGUUGGUAAUGUUGCCGAUAAGUCAACAAUGUGGCAACCCUCACGAAGGUCAAAGGCAACGCUUUGCCGACCCGUUAGAAAAAGUUGUCACACUCAAACCGAUGUUUUAAGUCAAAAUUGUCCAACAACAACACCGAGCACUAUUGAUGAAAAUGGACCAGAUGAUAAGGCAACUAAAUAUAUUCCAGUUCCAAUAUUUGUACCAUUUUUUGUCCCAAUACCAAUUCCUGUUCCCAUUGGAAUGGCUUCGUUAUUUCCCCUUCCUUUACCAACUCCAAUUCCUUUUGGAUUCCCAAUAGAUUCACGAUUAACAUCAAACAAAUCAAAUGAAUCUAUUGAUAAUGAUGAAAUUUCUGAUGAUCAUGAAAAUCUUCUUAAAGAUGAUGUCAAGUCCCAGCAACAGUCGUCACCAUCUCCAUGUCCAUCUCCAUCUUCACCUCACUCUCUACCAACAAUAACUACGACAACAGAAUUACCGAAAAUAAACAAUUCCAAAGAAACGAAUCGUAAACGAUCAAGGACCUCUAACAGGUCACAUUCCGUUGAUUCCGUUGAAAUCAAAGCCGAUAAAUUGUCAAGUGAAUAUCAACAAACAACCAAAACAAAUGACUCGAAAACUGUUAAACCCGUUAGACUUAAACGAAACGCUCAAGAUUAUCCUGAUCGUAAUAAUUUCAAUCAGAAUACCCUAAGUGGUAAUAACAAUAAUAAUAACAAUAAUAAUAACGAUAAUAAUUGUGACGAUAGUGAUAACUGUUCAAAUACCUCUUCAUCUGAUGACCGAGAGAAGACAAAAAGACGAAGAGUGACCAUAUCAACACAUGGAUGACAAAUUCGUUAAUCACUUAAUGGUUACUAAAUUAUUAACUAAUUGGUUUCUAAUUACAUUUUGAGAACUGUUAAAAUUUGUAAACUAAUUUAAAGAUCAAUGUCUCUAGUCUCCAGGAGCUCGAACAUCAUAACUAUCAUAUAAAUUAUGUUCCCAAGUUAAAUUAUCUCUGACUGAGAUGAAUUAAAUUAAAUUGUAAAAGCCUUUUUUUUCACUAUUUCCCAUUUUCCUCUCACAAUCACCAAAUCCAAUUGAAUUUAAUUCAAUCAAAUCAAUUGGUAUCAAUCAUGAGCUUUUUCCCACUGUGACUAUUGGUCAUUUUAAAUUAAUCACUCGCCUGAUGAUGAUUCACACUCAUUAAUUAAUUAUCUCUGUCAUUUAUUUAACUCAUUUCCAAAAUUGAGUUUUUCAUUUAUAAAAUUUAAACACAACUAAACUUUGUAAACACAAUUUAAUUACAAUCCUUGAUUAAUAUUUAGUUGGUAAAAAUUUAAUUUGGACAUUUAA